UAUAUUUCCUACCAUUAUGAUGAAGGAUCUCCAAUAUGCAGGUGGCCGUUAUUCCUUACCUCAAAGGCACUCACAAGCGUUUUAGACAACCACUUCUCAGUUCCAAAUCCGUUGAUAGUAGAAAAGAGAUCAAGAAGGCUAGAACAAGAGAGCACCAUUUGUGGAAGAAAAGAGAUUCAGCUGGUUCUGGCCAUAAAGCACUUAACCUUAUUAGAAUUAUCUCUGAACUUCCCAGUGAGAAAGAGGCUGUUUAUCAAGCAUUGAAUAAAUGGAUUGUGUGGGAGACAGAAUUUCCAUUGAUUGCAGCAGCUAAGGCUUUACGAAUCUUAAAAAAGAGGAGUCAGUGGCUGCACGUCAUUCAAGUUGCGAAAUGGAUGUUGAGCAAAGGCCAAGGUGCAACGAUGGGCACAUAUGAUACCCUUCUUCUGGCAUUUGAUAUGGAUCAGAGGGUGGAUGAGGCUGAUUCAUUGUGGAAUAUGAUUUUGCAUACACACACUCGUUCAAUCUCAAAGCGGUUAUUUUCUAGGAUGAUCUCUUUGUACGAUCAUCAUAAUAUGCAAGAUAAAAUAGUAGAGGUGUUUGCAGACAUGGAGGAGUUGGGUGUGAGACCAGAUGAGGAUACAGUCAGGAGAGUGGCAAGUGCUUUCAGGGAUCUAGGUCAAGAGCGAAGGCGGAAGUUGGUUCUUAGAAGAUACCUAUCUAAAUGGAAGUACAUCCACUUCAAUGGUGAAAGGGUUAGAGUGAGAAGAGCAUUUUCAGAGAAAGAGGAUGAUAGUUUUGCUAGUUGAAAUAGACUUGUUAGCAGUAUGGAGGCUGACAGUAUACAUGUAUCGAUUUUUACUUUGGAACCGCAAAUCAGCAGAGUACCUUGUAACAACUAAUUUUAAUUUUAAUAUAAUUUAAAAUUAAUUUAUAAA
Molecule: messenger RNA, 917 nt
Organism: Carica papaya (papaya)
Lineage: Eukaryota; Viridiplantae; Streptophyta; Magnoliopsida; Brassicales; Caricaceae
Source: RefSeq, a predicted model, not a curated record